CAAUAACCACCGUUAGAUGGCUUAGCCUGUCUCAGUGAGCUGUCAACACAUGAAUGUUGCUUAAUCAAAUGAGAUACUGGUUCACAUUAUGUUUCAUCCUGGCCUGGUGGGACUUGGGUAUCGUAAGUGGCCAAAGACCAAUUGUUCCAGAAACCUACUACACAGAGGAACACCUGUCGGAUUUGAGAGCUGAAGUGCGCGAGCUAUUUUAUCAUGCGUAUAAUGGGUACUUAAAUUAUGCCUACCCUCUUGAUGAGCUACAGCCCUUAACUUGCAGAGGUGUUGACACUUGGGGAAGCUACUCUUUGACAUUGAUUGAUGCCCUCUCCACACUUGCCGUUUUAGGCAAUCACACAGAGUUCAGACGAGUUGUUAAUGUUCUUAGUGAACUGAGUUUUGACUCUGACAUCAAUGUCUCUGUUUUUGAAACAAAUAUUAGAAUUGUUGGAGGAUUGCUUAGUGCUCAUUUACUCAGCCAUAGAUCCGGGAUUAAUUUAGAGCCAGGAUGGCCUUGCAAUGGUCCCCUUCUCAGGUUGGCAGAGGAUGUAGCUAAGAGACUUUUACCUGCAUUCAAUUCCUAUACUGGAAUGCCAUAUGGGACUGUCAAUCUUAGGCAUGGAGUACCUCCAAAUGAAACACCAGUUACAUGCACAGCAGGUGUUGGGACCUUCAUCAUUGAAUUUGGUGUGCUAUCAAGGUUAACGCAAAAUCCUGAGUAUGAAGCCGUAGCCAUGAGAGCUCUAAAGGCUUUGUGGGAACACCGAUCUGGCAUCGGUUUGGUUGGUAAUCAUAUCAACGUCGAAACUGGUCAAUGGAUUGCCACAGAUGCUGGAAUUGGGGCUGCCAUAGAUUCGUAUUAUGAAUACCUUGUCAAAGGCUCAGCACUUCUUAGCCGACCAGAGCUUAUGGAAAUGUUUUUGCAUCAUCUCGAUGGCAUCAAUCGUUAUAUGCGCAAAGACGAUUGGUACUUUUGGGUUACGAUGACAAAAGGUACUGUGUCUCUGCCAGUUUUUCAAAACCUAGAGGCCUACUGGCCAGGCGUACUCAGCACAAUAGGUAAAACCUCCGAUGCCAUGAAAUCCAUCCUCAAUUAUCAUCAAGUCCUGAAGCAUCUCGGCUUCGUCCCCGAAAUGUAUGAUGUCCAGCAGCGAGAAGUUCGACCUCAAAGAGAAGGUUACCCUCUCAGACCUGAAUUUAUCGAGUCCCUCAUGUUUCUCUACCGUGCAACAAUGGAUAAGAAUUUGCUGGCAAUGGGCGAGGACGUUCUUCGAGCCAUCCAGCACAGCACAAGGACUCCAUGCGGCUAUGCAACCGUAAAAGACACCCGUGAUCAUCGUUUAGAAGAUCGAAUGGAGUCGUUUUUCCUCGCAGAGACAACGAAAUACUUGUUCCUGCUUUUUGAUUCUGAAAACUUUAUCCAUGGCGACGGGCUGUCAGGCAAACCUCAUCGAGUGGCUUCUCGAUCCUGCAUGCUUGAUACGGGAGCUUAUAUUUUCAAUACCGAAGCCCACCCUAUGGAUGCUGGAGCUUUGGACUGCUGUCACGGACCGACUGAACGAGAUAUUUGGCAAAAAGUCUGGUUUCCAAAAGAAUCAUCUGAAACUAGCUCAUCGGACUCUAAUGAUGAUGGUGUUUCAUCUUUUCUGUCUUCCCCUUCCAUCGAAAUUUGCAACAAACCUGCGUGGCACUCCUUUUUAUGGGUGAAACAUCCUCUCCGAUGCCCAGCGUCGUUGUCUGCCUCUAAAACGUGGACAGGAAAACGUAGAAAAUCUUCAAAUUUUUCGUUAAUGACUUGCGAGGCUGCUCCUUUCAUGCAGAUGCUCUGUGUUGGUGGCGAAGUUUGCGAUAUCUAAGUGUAAACUUUAUAAUAAAGAUUACUUUGUACAUUUUUUCCUGGACCAAAGAUUGUUGUUGAGACAAUAAAGCAAGUUGACAGACUUACAACAAAAC
This is a messenger RNA of Daphnia magna, 1950 nucleotides long. RefSeq names its product ER degradation-enhancing alpha-mannosidase-like protein 2 (gene Edem1). Lineage: Eukaryota; Metazoa; Arthropoda; Branchiopoda; Diplostraca; Daphniidae. The transcript has 5 exons. Gene Ontology annotation, cellular component: membrane; endoplasmic reticulum. Gene Ontology annotation, molecular function: mannosyl-oligosaccharide 1,2-alpha-mannosidase activity; calcium ion binding. Gene Ontology annotation, biological process: mannose trimming involved in glycoprotein ERAD pathway; endoplasmic reticulum mannose trimming; carbohydrate metabolic process. The coding region runs from base 54 to 1853 and encodes 599 amino acids. The record is from RefSeq and is a predicted model, not a curated record.